AUGCAUCUAUCGAUUAAAAAGGACAUUUCACAGGCAUUGACAUAUAAGGAGAAGGAUAUAGGCAAUAAAACAUCACCUUGUGAUUAUCCUCCACGAGAGUUUUCCACAGAGCCGAAUACACAGAAUCCAAUACCUGAACUCUCAUUAAAAAUAGUAUUAUGUAAAGCCAGUAGUUCACCUAGUGCACAAUACAGAUGGACGAAGGACGGAACAUAUAUCACAGAGUACAAUGCAUUGGACUAUUCACAUAGAAUGUUGUCUGUUAAUAGAACUGAUGCUGGAAUUUAUAGAUGUAUUGCAAAAAAUUAUCUAGGUGCUAUACGAAGCAAAGGGACAAAGAUAGUCAUUGCUUAUAUUGAUAAUUUUGAAUCUCAUACAACUCAGACAGUUAAUGUGUUGUCAGGGGACGGUGUUGUGAUUAACUUACCUAGUAUAAACUCUGUACCCGAUCCAGCUGUAUCAUGGUAUGCAAGUGGUGUUAAAAUGGCACAAGAAGCACAGAGGCAUCAAGUUACACUUGAAAAAAACCUAGUUCUAUUGAGCACAGGUAUUCAUUCUUAUAAUGGGAAAAUGUAUAAAGCAGUAGCUCUAAAUGGUAUCAAUGGAGUCAGUAGAACAACAAAGGAAUUUGCCCUCAGAGUUGGAGACACAGGGGAAGGAGUUACAAAACCACCAACCUUACUAGUUGGUCCUAAAAAUACUACUGCCGAGACAGGUAAUCGGUAUUCAAAGCUAGAAUGUAUUUAUAAUGCCAGACCUUUAUCAGGAUUACAAACAAAAUGGUACAAAAAAGGAUCUCAAAGAACAGAAAUUGUCGCCAAUAAUAAGUAUAUAUUCAACACAGUAUAUAAACGUGUAUUGACAAUCAUAGAUCCAGAUCUUAGUGAUGCAGGCCAGUAUGAAUGUGAGGCAGUGUUUGUUAGUAAUGGACAAUCUAGUACCAAGACAUCAGAUGCUUACUUAACUGUUAAUGAAGCUCCUUUGAUUACAUCACAGAUACAGAGUCAGUAUCUUAGAGAUUUUGGACAAUCAAUACAAGUUGACUGUCUGGCAACAGGUAACCCACCUCCUACAAUCACCUGGUACUUUAAUGCACAGCCAGUAUCUUCUGUUGGAAACAUCAGAUUAAGCGUAACUCAGAGUGGAUCAUUAAAGAUAGACAACUUAGAACUGAGUGAUGCAGGAGUGUACCAGUGUUUUGCUUCCAAUACAGCAGGAGAAACAAAAAUAUCAACAUGGAUUAAAGUAGACCAAUCGCCACCAAUGUUCAUCUCAUCACCACUGAAUCUGACAUUAGUAGAAGGAGCAGACGCUAGAUUUCCUUGUGAAGUUUCUGGAGCACCUACACCUGUUAUUAUAUGGAAUAAAAAACUGGACAGUAUAGAAUCUGAAGUAACAACUGGUGGCAGGUACCAGAUAAGUCCAACAACCAAAGAGUUACUGAUCAUUACAGCAGAGACUAGUGACUCAGCUUUAUUCUCAUGUAAUGCUUCAAAUAGCCACGGGAGCAUUUAUGCUGAAGCUAACCUCAAUGUUUAUCAGAGAACUCAAAUAACGCAACCCCCACUAGCCUUUACAGAAUUGGAAAAAGGAUCUGUAGCCUCACUUCAGUGUGGAGUGUCACAUGACGUGAAUGUCAACAUAACCUGGAAGUGGUAUCAAGGUGUAGUAGAGCUCAAUCCAUCAGCAAGAGUAACAAUAGAACAGGAUGGCACAUUGACGAUCCUUGGUGUUUAUUGUGAAGACAAUGGAGUCUACAGAUGUCAAGUUUUAUCUGCAGGUGGUAAUGAUGAGAGAUCUGCUAACCUUAAAGUUAUAGAUGUUUCAAAUGACGAAAAUUUAUAUGAAUAUGUUUAUGCAUUUGGAGGUGCUGUUGUAUUUGGUAUGGUUUUACUCGGCUUUUAUUACAAGAUAAAGUGUUAUAAGUCGCAAAAUAUAAUCAUCAGUAAUGAUCCUGGUACAAAUCAACCAUCAGAGGUGAACGAAAUUGAAAAUGUUUAUGACGAAAUUGAUGAAUUGGCUCUGGACGAUAUGAAUCAACAGCCUCAGCGCUUUAGUUCUAGUAUUGAGGAUGAUUCUAGCAACUCGUCAGGUACAAACAAGAGUGGUACGUCGAACAACGAAGGUUACCUUAAUCCAUACCAACCUAUAAUACACAAUACAGAUACCCACACAUACAGCUUGACUUCAGCUGCAGUUUCGUCUACCGACGAGAAAAUAGAUAUAUGCAAGGAAAUGUGCAAUCAAAUCUACGUCAAUGUCAAACAAGAUGAAAAUACACAGAAAUGUUUAAAUAACACAGCCUCGCAGUCCCACAAUACUUCUGACAUUCCAAUUGAUACCAAUUCUGUAAUAAUUAAUUUAGAUAGAUAUGAAAACACGCGCAUCUUUUAA
Messenger RNA from Mytilus trossulus (common blue mussel), 2394 nucleotides. RefSeq names its product protein sidekick-2-like. Lineage: Eukaryota; Metazoa; Mollusca; Bivalvia; Mytilida; Mytilidae. The coding region runs from base 1 to 2394 and encodes 797 amino acids. The record is from RefSeq and is a predicted model, not a curated record. The transcript has 11 exons. Gene Ontology annotation, biological process: cell-cell adhesion.